Messenger RNA from Necator americanus (New World hookworm), 570 nucleotides. RefSeq lists its product as uncharacterized. The record is from RefSeq and is a predicted model, not a curated record. The coding region runs from base 1 to 570 and encodes 189 amino acids. NCBI's taxonomy places the organism in Eukaryota, Metazoa, Nematoda, Chromadorea, Rhabditida, Ancylostomatidae. The transcript is spliced from 4 exons.
AUGAUCUCAGGCGGUCGUGGAGGAUGUCCAGCUGGUGGAGUGGCAGCCGUGAUUGCGCGGGUGCGCGCGGUGCUGAAGGGAGGUCAGGAGCAGUCAGCCGGUUUUCACGGACCUCCCGGACCCUCCUCAGCUGAAGAGGGGAGUCCCUCAGCCGAAACUGAAGAGAACAACCUAGUGCGGGAACUUGGCUCAACAUCGUCUAGAUACGCCUUUGUACAACAGGGGGAUCGCAGAGGACGUAAACUCUGGAUCGUAAGUGCCCACGCCGCUACGGAACUGGAACAACAAUCCAGAAAAUGGUCUGAGAAGGAAGUUGCGUCGUCAACGCAACAAGACCGCGAUAACGAGUGGACGUCAAGAUCGAAGGAAUUUGAAAAGGCGUGGGAAGGCAAGAACCCGCGGAAAGCCUAUGCUUUAUUAAAGCAGUAUAGCGGCAAGUUGGAAAGAUGUUCCCCUGUCCUCAACGUUGCCAAUGGGGUAGCUGUCGGUGAAGCAACCCUUCCAAUUUGGAAGGAACACUUCAAGACAUUGCUGAACCCGCUCAGCUUAUUAGCUCGAGCACGUUCAUAG